This is a messenger RNA of Ruditapes philippinarum (Manila clam), 1434 nucleotides long. RefSeq names its product X-linked retinitis pigmentosa GTPase regulator-like. The record is from RefSeq and is a predicted model, not a curated record. The transcript is spliced from 11 exons. The annotation marks the transcript as partial. NCBI's taxonomy places the organism in Eukaryota, Metazoa, Mollusca, Bivalvia, Venerida, Veneridae.
UAUUACGAAUUCACUUUACGUCACGAGCACCUGCUUUAUUGUUGGUAACAAAUAUGGCGGCGGAAGACGAUUCCGAUAUUCCUGAUUCUGGAGCUGUCUUUACAUUUGGCAAAAGCAAGUUUGCUGACAAUUUGCCGAACAAGUUCUGGGUUAGGAAUGACCGUGUACGUGAUGUGGCAUGUGGAGAUGAACACACAGCAUUGGUUGCAGAGACUGGGAGAGUAUUCACAUUUGGUUCCAAUGAUUGGGGUCAACUUGGUCUGGGAACCAGUAAAACAGCUGAUAGGCCAAGCUGUAUCAAAUCAUUAAAGACAGAGAAAGUGAAGCUUGUAGCAUGUGGAAGAGUUCAUACAAUUGUUGCAACAGAAUCAGGGAAGCUCUAUUCAUUUGGUGCCAAUGGUGAGGGUCAGCUGGGUGUAGAAGAUUCUCCAGCUAGCAAUGUUCCUAAAUGUAUUGACAGUCUAGUAGAGCAACAGUAUAGAAUGUUAGCAGCAGGGGCAGAUCACUCUGUAGCUCUCACAGAGGAUGGUGCAGUAUUUGUGUGGGGUGGGGGAAGUGAAGGACAACUUGGUCUAGGGGGUAAGACAGAAUGUCCAGACCCAGAAGAAUUGCAAAUAGAAGAUGUGGUCACUUGUAUAUCAUGUGGUUAUUAUCAUACAGCACUUGUCACUGAAUCAGGAGAUUUAUACACAUUUGGAGAGAGUGAGGGUGGUAAACUAGGGUUGGGUGAUGACCCUGAUGAAACAGAUACUCCACAAAAGGUUGAUAUACCUGAAAAAGUCAUAUCAGUGGCGUGUGGUGGGUCACAUACUUUAGCUGUCACAGAAAGUGGCAAUGUCUACACAUUUGGAGAUGGUGCAAGUGGCCAGCUAGGUCAUGGAACACAUUUUUUACAAAUAUCUACGCCAAGAAAACUUAAUAUUAAUUUUAAAGUGAAAUAUGCAUCAUGUGGUGAAAGCCAUUCUUCUCUUAUAUCAGAUAAAGGUCAGUUAUACACAUUCGGGGAUGGAAGACAUGGGAAGUUAGCGUUAGGACAAGAAAGUUUUUCUAAUCAAUUUAUACCACUUAGAGUGAAAAGAUUUUCAAAAUUUACUGUACAAAAAGUAAUGUGUGGAGGGUGUCACAUGAUAUGUUUAGCCAAACCAAAUAGAGAGGAUGAUAACCAGUUUAGUUCAGAUGAUGAAUUGAUAGGGGAACCAAAGUUAAAUGGAAUGCUCAAUCAUAGUCUACGAGCUGAUGGUUCUAUAGACCUUAACAACAGUGUUACAGCAAGAGAUAGGCGGAGAAAAACCAACGAAUCUUUUAAAAAUGAUUUAAACCGUACCUUGCCACCCCUGGCUGGUGCUCACAAGGUACCAUCAGAACAUUUACACCAGACCGUCCCAGCACCAAAGUCACGCAGAAUAGAGUCAGCUCCUUUACAAAAACAACCAG